AUGAUUCUCAGUGCAGUCCUCCGCUCGCUCCUCAAGAAGGACGCCUGGCAUGUGUGCUUUUCCAAGCACAAGUGGGGGCUGUUCACCAAGGCCAGCACGAGCACGUUGACCAUGCUUUCCGGUGCCCAAGUGGGCGCUGUCAUCUUCUCGCCUGGCUGCAAGGCGUUCUCCUUCGGCCAUUCAUCCUUCGACACCGUCGUCAACCACGUCAUGACGGGGGACGGUGCUGAGCUUCAGGGCUCCGCCACCGACAACGCGUUGCAGACGCUACACCGGCAGCAUGGCGAGAUGCGUACAGAGCUGGCGGAGAGGAAGAAGUAG
Aegilops tauschii subsp. strangulata is the source of this 321-nucleotide messenger RNA. RefSeq names its product agamous-like MADS-box protein AGL61. Gene Ontology annotation, molecular function: DNA binding; protein dimerization activity. The record is from RefSeq and is a predicted model, not a curated record. Lineage: Eukaryota; Viridiplantae; Streptophyta; Magnoliopsida; Poales; Poaceae.